ACGAAAGCUCUAAAAAAGUGAGAUAAGACCGUAACCCACUUGUACAUCAUGCAUCACCACUUGUACACAAACAGUAACUACGUGCAUAUAUAUACAUAUGCCUACAACUAUACACAAAACAAUGAGCGUGAGAGCGAACACGUAAACGAAUAUCGUCCAUGUAUCAACUGAACGAUACAGUGAACAACACGACACUCAUUUUCUCAACUUUCAAUCGCUUCAUCAUCUCCGAUUAGGUAACAGUUGCAGGUUUAGUUCAUUCGUUGCUCAUUAAUGGCUACCGGAGAUGACUCAUCGUCGUCUGGAUUGAAUCUCGAAGGAGUUGAUGAUGUUGAAGACUUCGUUUGGGGGAAUCAAGGAGAUUCGGAAUCAAUGUCAUUAGGAAGGUUUAGUCAUCUUUAUGAUCUAAUGGAUAUGGGCAACAAAGCAUUCAGAGAGAAUCGGUUUGAAGAGGCAGUCAAUUGUUUCUCGAGAGCUCAUAAUAUUAAACCAGAUGAUCCUAUCAUUCUUAACAACCGAUGUUCUGCUUACCUCAGGAUCUGUCAAUUCCUAAAAAAUAGGCCACCUUCCGCAUCUGAACAUAGACCAUUAAACGGGCUUGAUCCUACAAUUCAUGCUGGCCUUGCAUUGAAGGACGCUGAGCAUUUUAUGAACAUCAGAAGUCAAUCAGCAACUCCGUACAUAUUGAAGGCAAAUGCGCUCAUUUUGUUAGAGAGAUUCGAGCAAGCCCGUGAUGUAAUUAUUUCCGGUCUUCACGUUGAUGCUUCAAGUAACGCUCUACGGAAUUUAGAAAGAAUAACAUCCAAUUUAUUUGGGAGGAGAGUCCACGGGAGACCAGCACGUACCGACGAUUUCGAUUGCACGCUUUGCUUAAAAUUACUAUAUGAACCAAUCACAACUCCAUGUGGGCAUACCUUUUGUCGCUCUUGCCUCUUCCAAUCGAUGGACCGAGGGAACAGAUGCCCUUUGUGCCGAACGGUUUUGUUUAUUAGUCCUAGAACUUGUGCAAUAAGUGUGACGCUCAACAGCAUAAUAGAGAGAAACUUUCCACAGGAAUAUGCCGAAAGGAAACUAGAGCACGAGAGUUUGACAAACAUGGGUCCUGAUUUGUUACCUCUUUUUGUCAUGGAUGUUGUGCUACCUUGCCAGAAGUUACAUCUAAACAUUUUUGAAGCUCGUUACAGACUUAUGGUGAGGAGGAUUAUGGAAGGAAACCGCCGAAUGGGAAUGGUCAUACUUGACUCCACCACAGGAUCUGUAGCUGAUUAUGCUUGUGAAGUGGAAAUCACUGACUGUGAGCCUCUUCCUGAUGGCCGCUUUUUCCUGGAGGUUGAGAGUCGCCGAAGAUUUCACAUCCUCCGUAACUGGGAUCAAGAUGGGUACCGUGUUGCGGAGGUGGAAUGGGUGCAAGAUUUCUCUCCACCUGAAGGAUCAAAAGAAAAACACGAUUUGCAGCAAACGACGAAUAAAGUAGCAGCAUAUGCGCGAUCAUGGAUAAAGGUGGCUCAACAGGCUGCACAAAGAGAUCAAUCAAGACUUAUGGAAUUGCAUAGAGCGGAAGGUCUCAUGCCUUCGACGAGUGAUCCUGAAUCCUUUAGUUUUUGGCUUGCUUCCUUAACAAAUCAGAGACCACAAGAAAGGCUGGCUCUGCUUCGCCUUAGAGAUACAAAAGAGGUACUCAACUAGGGUGCCAAACAGGUCGUGUUUAUGUGUUGGUGGAUUGAAUCCGACACGAACCCUAAAAUCAUGUUAGGCACAUGAACCCAAAUAUGAAAUGAACAUUUGUGGGUUGACACAAACAUGACCCGUUUGGUCGUUUAGGACGAGUUUUUAUUAUUUUCUUAUAGUAUAUUUAUACUCUAAAAUUACAAAUGGAUAUAAAACAAUUACGUUUAGAUUAAA
Molecule: messenger RNA, 1902 nt
Organism: Helianthus annuus (common sunflower)
Lineage: Eukaryota; Viridiplantae; Streptophyta; Magnoliopsida; Asterales; Asteraceae
Product: LON peptidase N-terminal domain and RING finger protein 1
Exons: 17
Coding region: 274-1686 (470 amino acids)
Molecular function (GO): protein binding
Source: RefSeq, a predicted model, not a curated record